This is a messenger RNA of Aegilops tauschii subsp. strangulata, 1529 nucleotides long. RefSeq lists its product as uncharacterized. The record is from RefSeq and is a predicted model, not a curated record. Gene Ontology annotation, biological process: regulation of DNA-templated transcription. Lineage: Eukaryota; Viridiplantae; Streptophyta; Magnoliopsida; Poales; Poaceae. Gene Ontology annotation, molecular function: double-stranded DNA binding.
UGGACCAUCAAAUCUGCACGAGUCUCCUCCGCCUCGCCAUCGUUCCCCAUUCCGCCGCCGCCGCGCCGCCGCCGGCGCCAUGCUCCGCCUCCGGACCUGCGUCCUCUCCCACCUCCUAUCCUCUCCCACCACCUCCCCACUCCCCUCUCUCCACCGCCUCCUCUCAAGCGCCGCCGCGCCCACCGUCUCCCCCAACUCCGGCUUCGAAGUGGAGGAGUACCUCGUCUCCACCUGCGGGCUGACCCGAGCGCAGGCCCUCAAGGCCUCCGCCAAGCUCUCCCACCUCAAGUCCCCCGCCAAGCCCGACGCCGUCCUCGCCUUCCUCGCCGGCCUCGGCCUCUCCGCCGCCGACGUCGCCGCGGUCGUCGCCAAAGACCCGCUCUUCCUCUGCGCCGGCGUGGAGGGAAACCUGGGCCCCGCCGUCGCGGGGCUCACCGGCCUCGGCCUCUCGCGCUCUGAGGUCGCGCGCCUCGUCUCGCUCUCCCCCGACCGAUUCCGCCGCAAGAACGUCGUCCCCAAGGUGCGCUCCUACCUUCCUCUCUUCGGCUCCUCCGAGGACCUCCUCUCCGGGGUCAAGCGCGGCUUGUUCCUUCUCUCGGUCGACAUCGACCGGGUGGUCAAGCCCAACGUCGCGGUCCUGCGGGAGUGCGGGCUAGGUGCUCGCGAUAUUGCCAAGCUGCUCAUCCAAAUGCCGAGGAUCGUCACCGUCAGUCCGGAGCGCGCCCUCGCGAUGGUCGCGUGCGCCGAGCGCAUUGGCGUGCCCCGUGGCUCUGGGAUGUUUAGGCAAGCGCUGCAGGCUGUCGCAUGCUUCAGCGAGGAGAAGAUUGCCGCCAAAGUGGAACAGUUAAAGAAGACAUUGCGGUGGUCGGAUGCCGAUGUCGGCAUUGCUCUGUGCAAGUGGCCCACUGUGCUGAGGUGGUCCAAGGACAUGCUGCAGCGCAAGUCCGAGUUCCUCAUCUCUAAGGUGGGGUUGGAACCGGCGUACAUUGCUCACCGUCCGGCAAUACUCGGUCUUAGCUUGGAGGGCCGGCUCAAGCCCCGGUACUAUGUUAUGAGGUUUCUUAAGGAAAAUGGAUUGCUGAGUCAUGGCAAAGACUACUAUUGUAUGCUCUUGAUAAGCGAAAAGGUAUUUGUGGAGAGGUUCAUACGCCCCCACAAGCAAGCUGCGCCACUCAUUGCUGAAGACUAUGCAGCCGCUUGCACAGGGGAGGUGCCUGCUAGAUUCAGAUUUACAUGAACCAAGAACAGGAUAUGUUGCAGUUUCUUUUGACUUAUGAUCACAGUUAUGCAUAGACGUUAUGCUUAUUUAUAAUCGACCGUGCCCAGAAAAAAUGCUAUCUGUAGAAAAUUUGGUGUCCCACUUCUCGGCUAAAUGAUGAUACUCAAAUUUUACAGCCCCAUGCAUAGUUCUUGUUGGAUGGGAAUAUUUUUUAUGUAUUCCAGAUAACUCAGUCCUAGUUUUAUUUUCAUGAUAUCUCUGCCAUGUCAUGUUGAGCAUGGCCUUUAUGAAUAGUUUCUGUUACCACUAA